AAUACUUUCUUGCCCCACUGUACAUAUAUAUCAGUAGAAGCAUUUAAGUUCCAUCUUUAAAACUCAUUUGUAUACUCAAGCCUAUAUAAAUAGACCCCCCUUUUAGACCAGUUGAUUUGCUGUUUCUUUUAUGCUCUGCCCCCUCUCCUUCGUGGAGGAAGGAGCGUGGGCUCAGGUCCGGUGGCCAAGGAUGAAGCCCUGGCUGUCCAAAGUCAGGACCCGGGGUGGACCGCUCUUCUGUGCAUCGGUUGGGGACACCUCUGCACUGCUGACCUGUCUCCACUCGGGAUGGUCUCCUCCUGGCCCCUCUAUGGACUGGACUCUCGCUAUUAUGUAAGAUCCACUGUGGACUGGACUCUCACAAGAUUAUGUUAGAUCCACUCAACGUCCGUUGCACCGGUCGCCCAGGGGCGUCCCCACAUCUGCGGUCCCCUCCAAGGUUUCUCAUUGUCCUAUCGGGUUGAGUUUUUAUCAUAUCACGUCUAUACUGCCAUAAUAUGAUAUUCGCCUAUAUUCCUGUGCACUUAUGAUGUGACUAAGGUUUUACUACUUACGUAUAAAAUACUAAAUGGUCUAUCUCCAUACUAUCUUGCUGAUUGUAUUGUACCAUAUGUCCCCGUCAGAAAUCUAUGUUCUAAGAACUCCCGUUUAUUAGUGAUGGCCAGAGACCAAAAAAAGUUUUUGGGCUAUACGUUUUCUAUUCGGGCUCCAGUACUCUGGAAUACCCUCCCGGUAACAGUUAGAGAUGCUACCUCAGUAAAAGCAUUUAAAUCCCAUCUUUAAUCUCAUUUAUACACCUUAGCCUUAGAUUAGAUCCUUUUUCAGACCAGUUGAUCUGCUGUCUCUCGUUUCUGCUCUGUCCCCCUCUCCUGCGUGGAGAGGUUAUAGGGUUUUCACGGAGAAGGCGCUAGCUGUUCUAAGUCGGAAUUUGGGAUGGACCACUCAUCAAUUGAUGAUAUAUACAAGAGGAUCCCCUGCUGGCCUCCCUAUGGACUGGACCAUUUCCCCUCGACCCCAAUCUGCAGUCCCUUCCAAGUUUUAAUGCUAGAUGAGUGAAGUGGGUGUGGCUUCUCACCAGCCUGACCAUCCUGACUGACUGACGGAUCUCUGGAUGACCUUGCCCCCACCCCUGUCCCUGCGCUCACACACACCGUUACCACAGCAAUGUCACAUCUGCCCAGCAGCUCAGUCCGUGACCAUAUGAAAUGGGCGGGUCUGCUUGGCUGUGAAGCUGUGCUGUCCAGCAUGGCUCUGAUGCAGGCUAGCACCAUGGCAGCUCCCCCCAAGAAAAUGAUGGCUCCACUUGGCCAUGCACCGCCACAGAGAGACGGACCUGACCGUGCUCCCCAGAGUCACAUGAUCCUCCCAUCUGGCAUGAGCUGUCCACCACUGGUUAGGACUGACCGGGAUUGGCACUCUAUGAAUGCUACCUUUCUGAUCCGGAAGGAAGGCGAUUUCCAAGCGCCGCGCCUGCUGGACGAGAAAGACAUGAGGACCAACGAGGACAUGCAGCAGAAAAAAAAGAACAGGAAAUCAGUGGCGCCCUGUAAAGUGAGAGAACAAGAGGGAAGGGGAGGGAAGGGCACAGGUGGAGAUGAGAACGGUCCGUCUUCCAAAGUGCAGAAAAACUUUAUUUGUGACCACUGUUACGGAGCAUUUAGGAGCGGCUACCACCUGAAGAGACAUAUCCUCAUUCAUACAGGGGAGAAGCCGUAUGCUUGUGCCGUAUGUGACAUGAGGUUUAUUCAGCGUUACCACCUGGAGAGACACAGCCUCAUUCACACGGGGGUGAAGCCGUACGCUUGCUCCAUGUGUGACAUGAGGUUCUUCCAACGCUACCAUCUGGCAAGACACAGCCUCACUCAUACUGGGGUGAAGCCAUACGCUUGCUCCAUGUGUGACAUGAGAUUUUUCCAACGCUACCACUUGGCAAGACACACCCUCACUCACACGGGGGUGAAGCCAUAUGCUUGCUCCAUGUGUGACAUGAGAUUUUUCCAGAGAUACCACCUGGCGAGACACACACUCACACAUACGGGGGUGAAGCCGUACGCUUGCUCCAUGUGUGACAUGAGGUUCUUCCAACGUUACCAUUUGGCAAGACACAGCCUCACUCAUACUGGGGUCAAGCCAUACGCUUGCACAAUGUGUGACAUGCGGUUUAUACAACGUUACCAACUGGAAAGACACAGUCUCACUCACACAGGGGUGAAGCCGUACGCUUGCACCAUGUGUGACAAGAGGUUUUUUCAGCGCUACCACCUGGCGAGACACAGCCUCACUCAUAUGGGUGUGAAACCUUAUGCUUGCACCAUGUGUGACAUGAAGUUUUUUCAGCGUUACCACCUGGCGAGACACAGCCUCACUCAUACCGGUGUGAAACCUUAUGCUUGCACCAUAUGCGACAAGAGGUUUUUUCAGCGCUACCACCUGGCGAGACACAGCCUCACUCAUAUGGGUGUGAAACCUUUCGCUUGCACCAUGUGUGACAUGAGGUUUUUUCAGCGCUACCACCUGGCCAGACACAGCCUCACUCAUACUGGUGUGAAACCUUAUGCUUGCACCAUGUGCGACAAGAGGUUUUUUCAGCGUUAUCACCUGGCAAGACACAGCCUCACUCAUAUGGGUGUGAAACCUUUUGCUUGCACCAUGUGUGACAUGAGGUUUGUUCAGCGCUACCACCUGGCCAGACACAGCCUCACUCAUACGGGGGUGAAGCCGUAUGCUUGUUCCAUGUGUGACAUGAGGUUUAUUCAGCGUAACCACCUGGAGAGACACAGCCUCACUCAUACUGGAGAGAAGCCAUUUGCGUGCGACAUGUGUGAUAUGAGGUUUAUCCAGCGCUACCACCUGGAGAGACACAAGCGUGUGCACAGCGGGGAAAAGCCUUACCAGUGUGAGCGGUGCCAGCAGAACUUUUCAAGGACAGACCGACUGUUGCGACACAGACGCCUGUGCCAGGGCCGCGGCGUAGCGAAAGUGGAGAACCAGCCAUGUUGCGAGCCGCGCCCAUAUGCUCAAGAAGCUCCACCCGUUCCCCCGACCUGGAGCCCAAUGCACCCCCCACCGGGUCGUCUGGCCGUCUGACAUUCCCCCGUGAGCCAUGUUCACAUGGCCACACGAGACAGGAUCGGCUGCCGGGUGUCGCGCAAGCUCUGUGCUGAGUUGGCGCCGCUCUCUAGCGCAGACUGACAAUGCUGCUCCAGUCUUGGAUUACUAAUAACAGCGGAACAUUUGUUUUUUUAUGUUUUCUGACGUUAACUGUUUCUUUUUUUCCCCUCCAUAUUUUUUUAAUGACAAGACUUUUCUGUGAUGAAGAGUGUUCCUGUUUUGUACUUAACUCUGUUUUGCGUGUGGGGGGGGGAAACAUGUUUUCAUCGUUCUCGUAAAUCUACACUUGUUGGUACUCUAUCUACAAACAGUGAAAAGGGAAAAUCAAUUCCCUUGCUUGCCAUGGCAGCUGUUUUGUCAAUAGGAGUCACCAUGGCAACAUUAGCUUGACCAUGACUCCUAUUGAUGAAGUCAUCUGCUUUGCUUCUGAACGUCAUUAGAGGUGCACUGUCUGUAAAUAAUUGAUCACGCUAUUACGUCACAGUUGGAUUUAAGUGGUAUUUGUAAUCCGCCAAAUUAAGCCAUGAGUCUUGCAAACAAUGGGUGUUAAAGAAUAGCUAUAGAGCGAUGUUAACUGGGACUUUCAUUGAGUGUGACUGGCCUCACAGCUGUGCACGUACUGAUCAGUCAGGAAGAGGCGCAGCGCGACUUCUCCCAUCUGUUGCUUGUACAGAUUUCUCAUAUUGGCAUUUUUUUCUCUCUGUGAGAAUACUUCUUUUUUUUUUUUUUUGCCUUUUUCCUCAAUGGUUUAUUAUUGUGUAUCAGAUGUAUCAACAAAAGACAGCUUUUGAUGUCACGGUAGGCGUUUUCCCUCCAAACAGAGACACAGGAUGGUCUUUGACAAAAUGAUUCCAGUGACACUGAAGCUUGAGGGUUUUGACGGUUCGCUACGAGCAACAUUCUGCUACGCACUAACCGCUGCCUUUAGUAUGCAGAUAUUAUGUGCUUGGUGUGGGUUUUAGUGGAGGGGCGUCAUGUCAUCAUCGGGUGUAGCCUUCACAAAGCGCAUACACAAAUAAUCAUUGUAAUAAUCAAGUUUGUUAUAAAGGACAGCACUCCCUGCUGAUUUAUUCCUCAAACGUGACCCUUCUCGUGUACCCGUUUUGAGUCACACUCUUAAGCUGUGUAUGAAUAUGACUGAUCACUGUAGUUUCCUCAAUGCUUCCCAGGAUGAACAUAAAGAGGUUAUGUUCAGUACAAUAUAGUUGAAGAGCAUUUUGAAUACUAGCUUCAGUGUGCGGGGUCACAUUUGAGGAAUGCAUUGACACAAUUCCACCUCAUGUGCACAAAGGAUGCCGCUGGUGUGAUAUUUUGUUGUAAAGGACAAUACAGUACAUGGCGAACACAUUUUUUUGUUAUGAUAUUCAUAUUGUUUCCAUGCAGAAGAACCCUUAAAUAUCCACAAAUUUUCUCUCAGAUCACAUGUGAGUCUGACAUCCUCCAAGCCCCCCCAUUCUGUACUUUUAUUAUUUUUAAAUUGUAAACACUGGAGAGACGGGGGAAAGACUGAAUGGAAUGGGUAUUUUCCCCCUCUUAAGACUGUACUCUGUUUUAGACAAAGCCUCUUUCUCCUUUCAAAAAAUGAACAGAAACUUUUGGGUCAGUACAGUUCACAGUCUGGUAUAUUUGGCCUUUUUUAAACAACCCCCCACCCACAGCAAAAUCGUUGCUAUUUGUAGUCCAUUCUAUUGAUGAAGGUAUUAGGAGAGAGAUGGCAUAAAGGUAGCUACCACAGAUUAGUUGUUUUCUUUAUUAGUCUUGCAUGCAGAGUUAUGGUCCUCAGUUGAAAUAGAAUCUUGAUAUUGAUUAUUUUGUGUAGAAAAAAAUGAGUGCAUACAAGUAACUUCCUAAAACUGUUACAAUAAUUAUUGUAAAAUGGGCUAACAAAUAUGUACCCUUGUGAUCCAAUUAGUUUCAACCGUAUAAAAAUCGGGAGGAGAGGCUUCUUACUAUUAUGCUAAAAUAAAAACAUUUGUUAAGGAC
Nerophis ophidion (straightnose pipefish) is the source of this 5094-nucleotide messenger RNA. It is a transcript of the gene znf740a, whose product is annotated as zinc finger protein 740a. The record is from RefSeq and is a predicted model, not a curated record. The transcript is spliced from 20 exons. Gene Ontology annotation, biological process: regulation of transcription by RNA polymerase II. Gene Ontology annotation, cellular component: PcG protein complex; nucleus; transcription regulator complex. The coding region runs from base 1165 to 3087 and encodes 640 amino acids. NCBI's taxonomy places the organism in Eukaryota, Metazoa, Chordata, Actinopteri, Syngnathiformes, Syngnathidae. Gene Ontology annotation, molecular function: DNA-binding transcription factor activity, RNA polymerase II-specific; RNA polymerase II cis-regulatory region sequence-specific DNA binding.